UAAAGCUUUAGGCGCAGACUUAAAUUCAAGUUCAACUCCUCUCCCCGUUCUUCUCCUCUCACGUCCCCAGACAGAACCUGCAACAUAUCCAGUCGGCCACAUUCAGACCCAAACAAUCAUGUCUGAGAAAUUACCCUUCAAAGUCGCUGACAUCAGCCUGGCCGAGUGGGGCCGCAAGGCUAUCGAGAUUGCAGAGAAUGAGAUGCCGGGCCUGAUGAAGAUGAGGGAGAUGUACGGCAAGACCAAGCCUCUGAAGGGGGCCCGCAUCGCUGGCUGCCUGCACAUGACCUUGCAGACAGCCGUCCUCAUCGAGACCCUGACUGCGAUGGGGGCCGAGGUCCAGUGGUCCAGCUGCAACAUCUUCUCCACACAAGAUCACGCUGCCUCUGCCAUUGCCAAAUCUGGCGUUCCAGUGUACGCGUGGAAGGGUGAGACCGAUGAGGAAUAUGUGUGGUGCAUUGAGCAGACCAUCUACUUCAAAGACGGACAGCCCCUCAACAUGAUCCUUGACGACGGAGGAGACCUGACCAACCUGGUGCACAAGAAGUACCCCAAACUGCUCUCAGGGAUCAAGGGUGUGUCUGAAGAGACCACAACUGGCGUGCAUAACCUUUACAAGAUGAUGAAGAAGGGAGAACUGAAAAUACCAGCCAUCAACGUCAACGACUCCGUCACCAAGAGUAAGUUCGAUAACCUGUACGGCUGCAGGGAGUCUCUGAUUGAUGGCAUCAAGCGUGCCACUGACGUCAUGAUCGCUGGGAAAAUUGCGGUGGUGGCCGGCUACGGAGACGUUGGCAAGGGGUGCGUGCAAGCUCUGCGUGGAUUCGGUGCCAGGGUCAUCGUCACGGAGAUUGACCCCAUCAAUGCCCUGCAGGCCUCCAUGGAGGGCUAUGAGGUGACCACCAUGGACGAGGCAUGUAAGGAGGGAAAUCUCUUCGUGACGACCACUGGCUGUUCGGACAUCAUCAUGGGCAGACAUUUUGAACAGAUGAAGGAUGACUCUAUUGUAUGCAACAUUGGCCACUUUGACUGUGAGAUUGAUGUGGCUUGGCUCAAUGACAACGCUGAGAAAGUCAACAUCAAAGCUCAGGUGGACCGCUACCUCAUGAAGAAUGGCCGCCACAUCAUCAUCCUGGCUGAGGGUCGAUUGGUCAACCUGGGCUGCGCUAUGGGCCACCCCAGCUUUGUCAUGAGCAACUCCUUCACCAAUCAGGUGCUGGCUCAGAUUGAGCUCUGGACCAACACCAGCAAAUACCCCUUGGGCGUUUACUUCCUGCCAAAGAGGCUUGACGAGCAAGUCGCUGCCGCCCACCUGGAUAAAUUGGGAGUGAAACUGACCAAGCUGUCGGAGACGCAGGCCAGCUACCUGGGUCUGCCCAAAGAGGGUCCCUUCAAGCCGGACCACUACCGCUACUGAGCCCCAGAGCCUGGAGGCUGGCUAGACAUCCCACAGGGGAAGGGGGAGAGGGAAGGGGUAGGGACAGAGUGUGUGUGUGUGUGUGUGUGUGUGUGUGUGUGUGUGUGUGGUUGAGUCUAACUGUAUGUUGCUCGUCAGCGCCCUCCUCUGGCAACCUGCUGUGAUUUCUGCUGGUACCACAGAAAACAGCCCCCCCCCAAUCAUGUCCGAGAAGUUUUGUAACGUUAACCUUUUACCGAGAAAACAAAGAAAAUGGCAUUCCCUGUUUCGUUUAAAUUUUGGGAUGAAAAUAGAUCAUUUAAAUUAUGGAGUUGAGCCUGUAAUCUGUACACACACAGCCUCAGGUGAGCAUUACAGUGACCCCUAUGGCUAACUGUGGCCAGCAUUUUGACUGAAAGAACCAUUCCAGAAACCUUUCAAGUCCUAUUGACAUCACCUUGUCUUAAUAUCAGAGAUUCAUGGCCUAAGAAAAGUUCCUCAAUGUAACGGUUUCUGUCAAUCAUUUCUUCUUCUAUGGUCUUGGCUGAGAUGAGUGCCGCUGUUGAUUGCAGCAGAAUUUAACCCUGUGUGUCAUUUGCAUAUUGUGUGAUUUUUAUUCACUCAUUAAAAGACACAUGGAAUGGA
This is a messenger RNA of Clupea harengus (Atlantic herring), 2041 nucleotides long. It is a transcript of the gene ahcy, whose product is annotated as adenosylhomocysteinase. Lineage: Eukaryota; Metazoa; Chordata; Actinopteri; Clupeiformes; Clupeidae. Gene Ontology annotation, molecular function: adenosylhomocysteinase activity. The record is from RefSeq and is a predicted model, not a curated record. Gene Ontology annotation, cellular component: cytosol. Gene Ontology annotation, biological process: L-methionine cycle.